GAACAAAUUAACACCGAUCAUUAGCUUCGGAGUACGCAAACGGGUGUGAACACGCUAUUUUAAAAAGUAAAAAUAUUUAAAAUAUUAUUUAAAAAUAUAAAUUAAAUAAAUGAUAAACUAUUUUAUCUAUAUUUAAGAACGUGUCAAACAAAUGGAUGGUGUUUUAUUUACGAUUAAACAAUAACUAUUGCCGUAAAAUUCAAAUUAAAAAAUAAAUGACAUAAAUAUAGUGUUUGAUUGUCAUAUUUUAAGUCUAAAAAUAAGUCCAUAAAUUCUAAAAAUAACUGCAAAUAAAGUGAGCAAAAUAUUAAAAAAAAAUCUACAAUCUAGUUACUCGCACGCCAUUAACACACAUACUUGUAUUUGACAAAUGGAUACUAAUUAAUUACAGUUUGUACAAAAUUUUAGUACGAUUCAAAAUCACCAGCACCGCCAACGGUACCAGUACCACUAUCCCAUCAUCCUCCAUAUACACACACGUAGUCAACACCUUUAACGUCAACAUAAAGUGCGUUACCAAUCAUUAACAAACCGUGAAUUAUCAUUAACACACAAAAUAAAAUUACAAAAAAAAAGUUAAAAAAAUAAUAUUUAAUAAAACGUUAAAAUUAACAGUAAUUUAAUAAUUUAACGCAAAAAAGUGAAAAAUACCUAAUUAACAUAAUCACAGGAGAUUCUACUAAACAAUCAAAAAUAAAUGCAACAACAAGUUGCUAAAAAAAAUAACUACCACCAUUAUUAAUAUCAAAGCAGAGCAGAAGAGUUGACAAUAACAAGUUCCGUUUCCGUUAAUUGUCGUUUUGAUAAUUUAAAGUGGCGCGUGACACAUUUGACACGCAAGUGUUAAACGUUUAUUAUAAAAAAAGUUACCAAAAUAUAAAAAAGUAAAAAACAACAAAAUUAUAAAAUGCAAAAGUCGCUUUAAAAAAUUAAAAAAAAAAAAAUAAUAUAAAAUAUUUUACAAUAUUUAAAGGUGUUUUCCCGACGCUCAUAAAAAGUGUGAAAUUUUUUGUUGUGCAAAAAAGGAAAUAUAAAAAUAUAUAUCAAUAAAAGAAGUCUAUGUUGUUGGGUGAUAAUUAUAUUUAUUACUGGCAAAUAUUAAACAAAACUAUAAUUUUAUAUAGAACAUAAAAUAAACAACAAACCAAUUGCUGUUAGCAACCUGAUAUUUGCUUCUGGUUUUUUGGAACAAAUAAAAAUCGCAGUCAUCAAUUUUAGUGAAACUCAUCAAAAACUAAAUUUAUUGAAAAUGCAAGACAUGUCAACAUCCCAUAUUUUAUCUGCUGUGGAUCCCCAUCCAAAUCAAUCAACAAAUGGCACUCAUUCCCCUCAGCAUUUACAUUCGGAACAUUUAAAUACAAACAACCAUGGCUCUAUGCAGCAACGAGGCAGUCCUAGUGCUUUGGAACGAAAUCUCCACGUUUCUUUGGAUGAUCGAGAAUUAUGGUUACGUUUUCAAAAUCUUACCAAUGAAAUGAUUGUUACAAAAAAUGGACGUCGUAUGUUUCCGGUAGUGAAAAUAAGUGCAUCAGGUUUAGACCCUGCAGCCAUGUACACAGUUCUUUUGGAAUUUGUUCAAGUAGAUUCUCACCGGUGGAAAUAUGUAAAUGGCGAAUGGGUUCCAGGCGGUAAAGCUGAAGUGCCACCUUCGAAUCCCAUCUAUGUACAUCCAGAGUCUCCAAAUUUUGGUGCUCAUUGGAUGAAGGAACCUAUAUCGUUUGCAAAAGUUAAACUGACCAACAAAACCAAUGGUAAUGGUCAAAUUAUGCUAAAUUCCUUACACAAAUAUGAGCCACGAGUGCAUUUGGUUCGAGUGGGCUCAGAACAACGCCAUGUUGUUACAUAUCCAUUUCCUGAAACGCAAUUUAUAGCAGUUACAGCAUAUCAAAACGAAGAAGUUACUUCAUUGAAGAUCAAAUAUAAUCCGUUUGCUAAAGCUUUUCUAGAUGCCAAGGAGCGUCCUGAUACUUUAUAUUCGCAUGAUGCUCACUAUGGUUGGUUAAUACCCCCUCCUUCGCAUUACACUACCGCCACAGUUAAUACUAAUCCCUCGUCUCUAUCCCUGGCCGAUUCUUCCUUGGCAGCUGGUAAUUGCGAUCGUUAUGGAAGAUCCUUGACAAGCCGAACGACAGCUUCAAAUAGAUCUACUCCUUAUAGCAGACCUCGUAUAGUUUCGGGUUCUGGAUCUAAUGGAAGUACAGGAAAUUCUUCGCCACCCCAACCUCCAUCAGCUCCGCAAACUCCCACUAGCAUGCAAUCGUCAUCGCUUUGCUCAACAGCUGCAGUAUCAGGUGGUUUUACAAGUUCCUAUUCUCAAUCAGGAUUUAUGCCUGUUGAACCCACAACUAGUGCUACGGUAUUUUCCUAUCCAGGAUCUUGGCAAACAAAUACAAACUAUUGGAGCUCUUCCACUGUGCCAGGACCGAUGCCCGUAAAUACGGCCAGAGUUUUAACUUCUCAUAAUUCGCCUUCUCCUACAAAUAACGGUUCGCCCACAUAUACGUCCCCUUCACCAGGAUAUACCAUCCAUCAUCUAACACCUCAUAGUCAUGGUCACCAAUAUAAUAUGUCUCAAUCGACCAAUCACGCGACAUCAGAUAUGUAUCAAACUGUUGCUUCAUCUUCACCUACUCAGACUUAUGCUGCACCCGCCCACCAAGUUUACCACCCCACACCAACCUCACCUUCUUCCCACCAACUCUACACGAACGUUUUAAAUCCUCCUAGUGCUCUAAGUUAUCCAGCGAGUUCUUGGCAUAACGGCUCCGCUGCCGAAUAUGGUCUCUAUCAGAAUCCUGCAGCUGCUGCGUACGCCUAUCAAACAGAAUAUAUUCCAUUGGUUUCAGAAAUAGGUUUAGUUAUCAAUGAUUUUUCUUUCCAUUACCAACAAUUCAGCACGUAUGCUCCAACACCUCUAGAACCAGUAGAAAUUACUAAAACAAUGGACUCUACAACUAAUGACUCAUUAUACCGAAAUCCGGAUGAAUCUUCAACGGUAUUGACCUUGGAGUGCAACAAUCUAAAAUCAGAUGCUACAGCGCUUGUCCACGAAAACUCCGUUAAAAUGGAAUCUUUAGUAACAAGCAAUGGCCCAUCAAUAAAUAGGGUUCCAUCAGGCGAUGCCAACACAUCUGUGGUGUCAGGUAAUAUCAGUGCUGCAGCAUCUGGAUCUGGCAAUUGGACGCCUUUAACACCCCCACAAAGUGCUUUACAAUAGGAUUUAAUGUAUUAUUUAGUUUUUCGUAAGCGGUCAAAGCCAUUAGAUGCAAACCCAAUUAAUUAUCCUUUCAAUUAUUUGGUGUGGUGAAUCUCAAUAACUUUUGACUUUAUGUGUACUUUCAAAUCUUUAAGAAUCAAAUACACACCAAUUCCUUUUUCUAAAUGUAUUACAUUGUACUUAGUAGUUUUAAUAGCUUUUAAUUUUUAGUUACUUAAGUAAAAAACAAAAUAAACUAUUGUCGUGUAUUAUAAAAUAUGGCU
Lucilia sericata (common green bottle fly) is the source of this 3480-nucleotide messenger RNA. It is a transcript of the gene byn, whose product is annotated as T-related protein. Lineage: Eukaryota; Metazoa; Arthropoda; Insecta; Diptera; Calliphoridae. Gene Ontology annotation, molecular function: DNA-binding transcription factor activity, RNA polymerase II-specific; RNA polymerase II cis-regulatory region sequence-specific DNA binding. The transcript has 7 exons. Bases 1250 to 3217 code for a protein of 655 amino acids. Gene Ontology annotation, biological process: mesoderm formation; regulation of transcription by RNA polymerase II; positive regulation of DNA-templated transcription. The record is from RefSeq and is a predicted model, not a curated record. Gene Ontology annotation, cellular component: nucleus.